Varanus komodoensis (Komodo dragon) is the source of this 8125-nucleotide messenger RNA. RefSeq names its product ADAM metallopeptidase with thrombospondin type 1 motif 15 (gene ADAMTS15). Gene Ontology annotation, molecular function: metalloendopeptidase activity; zinc ion binding. The record is from RefSeq and is a predicted model, not a curated record. Lineage: Eukaryota; Metazoa; Chordata; Lepidosauria; Squamata; Varanidae. Bases 1 to 2886 code for a protein of 961 amino acids. The transcript has 8 exons. Gene Ontology annotation, biological process: proteolysis; extracellular matrix organization.
AUGCCGCCUGUGCGGGGCUCCUUCCUGCUCUGCCUGGCCGUCCUGCCUUCCCUCUGCGCGCCGAUGGAGACGGAUAUCGUCACCCCCAUCCGCCUGGACCCGUACCUCAACGGGCGCCAGUACUUCCAGCGGGGCGCGGAGGACCCCCCGCGGCAAGGCGCGAUCUUCCAGAUCACCGCCUUCCACGAGGAUUUCUACUUGAACCUGGCGCCGGACUCGCAGUUCCUGGCGCCCUCCUUCGCCACGCAGUACCUGGGCGCCGGCACGGCCGCCCGAGGCGAAGCGCGCGACCUGCGCCACUGCUUCUACUCCGGGGACGUCAACUCGGAUCGCGACUCCUUCGCCGCCGUGAGCGUGUGCGGAGGGCUGACGGGGGCCUUCGGCUACCGGGGGGCCGAGUACCUCAUCAGCCCGUUCCGGAAUGACAGCGGCAACCGGGCGCUGUGGAGCAACCAGGGCGAGCACCUGCUGCAGCGCCGCAGCGCCCCGGGCCACCCCGCCUUCGCCACCUCGCGGUGCGGCGUGGGCUCCGGCUUGAACCCGGCCAUCGUGCAAGCCCUGGAGAAGUACAAGUUCUCGCAGGCCGGCGGCUGGGCGGCUGGGCGAGCCAACGAGACAGCCCGGCGGCUCCUGCUGGCCAGGAAAAGCGGCCGCUCCAAGCGCUUCGUCUCCAUCCCCCGCUACGUGGAGACGCUGGUGGUGGCCGACGAGUCCAUGGCCAAGUUCCACGGCGACGACCUGCAGCACUACCUGCUCACCCUGAUGGCCACAGCGGCCCGCCUCUACCGACACGCCAGCAUCCAGAACCCCAUCAACCUCGCCGUGGUCAAAUUUAUGGUCAUCAGGCAGGACGACAAAGGGCCCAAGGUCACGGGCAAUGCCGCGCUCACCCUGCGGAACUUCUGCGUCUGGCAGAAGAAGUGGAACAAGGGCAACGACAAGCACCCCGAAUACUGGGACACGGCGAUCCUCUUCACGAAGCAGGAUUUGUGCGGUGCUACCACCUGCGACACCUUGGGAAUGGCAGAUGUUGGCACCAUGUGUGACCCCAAACGCAGCUGCUCAGUCAUUGAGGAUGAUGGGCUUCCUUCUGCUUUCACCACGGCGCAUGAGUUAGGGCACGUGUUCAACAUGCCGCAUGACAAUGUGAAGGUCUGUGAGGAGGUCUUUGGUAGGCUGAGAACCAACCACAUGAUGUCACCGACACUCAUCCAGAUUGACCGCACCAACCCUUGGUCGGCUUGCAGUGCUGCCAUCAUCACGGACUUCCUGGACAGCGGACAUGGUGACUGCCUCUUGGACCAACCCACCAAGCCCAUACCCUUGUCUGAAGAGCUUCCUGGGACCAGCUACAACCUCAAUCAGCAAUGCGAAUUGGCCUUUGGCAUCGGCUCCAAGCCCUGUCCUUACAUGCAGUACUGUACCAAGCUGUGGUGCACAGGAAAGGCUCGUGGCCACAUCAUGUGCCAAACACGACACUUUCCAUGGGCUGACGGCACCAGUUGUGGAGAAGGGAAGUUCUGCUUGAAGGGUACCUGUGUUGAGAGGCAUAACAUCAGUAAGUACCGGGUGGAUGGCAGCUGGGGAAGGUGGGCGCCCUACGGCCAGUGUUCUCGGACCUGUGGAGGAGGUGUCCAGCUGGCAAAGCGCGAAUGCAGCAAUCCAUCUCCUGCCAACGAAGGGAAGUACUGUGAAGGUGUCCGGGUUAAAUACCGCUCCUGCAACCUGGACCCCUGCUCUGAUUCAGUCCCAGGGAAGAGCUUUAGAGAAGAGCAGUGUGAGGCUUUCAACGGCUACAAUCACAGCACAAACCGGCUCACCGCGACGGUCUCCUGGGUGCCUAAGUAUUCUGGGGUGUCUCCUCGCGACAAGUGUAAGCUCAUUUGUAGAGCCAAUGGAACGGGUUACUUUUACGUCUUGGCUCCCAAGGUGGUGGAUGGUACGCCGUGUUCUCCUGACUCCACUUCAUUGUGCGUUCAGGGAAAAUGUAUCAAGGCUGGGUGUGAUGGGAAGCUUGGAUCCAAAAAGAAGUUUGACAAGUGUGGAGUGUGUGGAGGAGACAACAAGAGCUGCAAGAAGGUCUCCGGAUUGUUCACCAAACCCAUGCAUGGCUACAACUUUGUGGUGCUCAUCCCUGUGGGAGCGUCCAGCAUCGACAUCCGGCAGCGGGGCUACAAGGGCCUGAUCAGCGAUGACAACUACCUGGCUGUGAAAAAUUCCCACGGCAAGUACCUCCUCAAUGGGCACUUCAUUGUCUCGGCGGUGGAAAGGGACCUGAUGGUGAAGGGCAGCGUCCUGCGCUACAGUGGAACAGGGCUGGCGGUGGAGAGUCUCCAGGCGUUUAUGCCCAUCCAGGAGCCCUUGACAGUGGAGGUCUUGUCCGUGGGCAAGAUGACUCCUCCCCGGGUGCGCUACUCCUUCUACCUGCCCAAGGAGAGCAAGGAGGACAAGUCCUCGUACCGCAAGGACGGGAAGCGCCCUCCAGUCCUCACCAACAGCAUCCUGAGCCUCUCCAAUCGCUUGGAUACAGGCAGGCCGGAUUACAAACGCCCCUCGUACAAAUGGGCCACCACCAGCUGGGAGGAUUGUUCUGUCACAUGUGGCAACGGGCUGCAGAAGCGCAUGGUGCUUUGCCGCGAUGCCCUCGGCCAGCUGGCUUCUGCUUGCGACGCCACCCAGCGGCCCAUCGAUAUCCGGAUAUGUGGGGAUCCGUGCCCCACGUGGGAGGCCUCUCCCUGGUCUUCGUGCUCCAAAACCUGUGGCAGGGGCUUUAAGAGGCGCAUGCUGAAAUGCACGGGGCGGGGCGGGGUCCUCCUGGCCCGCGACCGGUGUAACCUCAGGAAGAAGCCGCAGGAGCUGGACUUUUGCACCCUGAGGCCGUGCUGACCGGGCUGGACCCGCUCCUGACCAAAGUCUAAUGUGCAGCAUUCGACUCUUGGGUGUCAAGCGGUCGAAAAUGUACAAAGGGAGAGGGAGUCGACUGAGAGGAGGGGGGGUCUGUUACAUAGUGCAUUUCAACAAACAAUCAAAAAGAGAGUGCCAGUGAGAAGGGCCUGAGCAGGGGCUUUGUUUUGGUUUGAGGAUCCAGUUGCUCAGUGGUCAAGCAAGAAUAAACAACUACCUCGAAGCUGCCAAACCAUCCGCCGCAUCCUCUGGCACAGCUCUAGUGGCGCGUUCUGUGGGCAUGCAAGGCAAGAUCAAUAUCGAGAGAAAUUGUCAUCCAAGGUGGACCAAAAGACCGUGGUGGCCAUCCCUUAGUUGAAUGCCCCAACCUGUUCCAAAAUCAGGAGGGAAGCAUCUCCUGCUGGGGUCCCAUCUCCACCUCCCCAAGCAUCCUAGCCUUAUAACGGACCAUAAGGAAUGAUUGCUGCACCCACAACAAAAUGCGAGGUUUAAUGACCACUACAAUGUGGCACCUCCAAGGCUUGGCAGGACAUCGUACCACAUCCCUGAUGCACUGUGGAUAUCUAAGCACCCUCUUCCCCCCUCACCACCUCUUCUGGCUUUUGUGCUUCUGUGCAGAGCUGAAAAGUAAUCCCUCUAUUUCUGUCAAUGUUUCUGAACUGAACGGUGUGCAUUUUAAUGGUGCUUGACCACCCUGUUUUCUCUUGAGUCCUCCUAGGUUGAAGCAAACCUAGUUUUGACUGCCUAUUUCCCUUGGGUCCUUCCAUGAGACUGUGUCCUAGAGGUGGGGUGGAAAUCCAUCUGGUCUUCCUGCCCCCCACCACACAUCUGCGCCUCCAUGCACACAUUCUCACACACCCAGAAUUUAAGGAACUCAGGCAUCUUUUGUCCUUUUCACCCUCCCGCCCUCUCUAAAAACUUCUUUAACACCAUGUCUUCCAGAUCCACUAUUUUAUUUGACUAUGCCCAGAGAACCCUGCCAGUCUGUGCAAAAUACCCGUACACCUGAUAUUCCCUUCAUCUGCAGAUGUCUGGCUAUUUUGGUUCUUUGCCAGGCCAGCUUUGUACUGUGUAUGACAAAUUGUGAAGGUCAGUUUGCUGUUCCCACAAUGACCCUUUUGGUGCUACUUGAACAAUUUGGUGCAUGUGUGAAAGAGAGAGACCAUACUGUUAGUUGGCCAGUUGAUUUGGCUCUCUAAUUCAUAGAACCAACUCAGCUUCUAUACUCAGCAGGAUAUAGAGAAGGUUGCCCACUAAACUUUGGUGUUCUCUUCUGGGUGCUUAUUUGUGUGAUAUUGCACCUUAAUGUUUUCUACUGUAACUAUCUGUGCUAGAAUACAGUGGUUGAUCCCUUGCAAAAAGACACGGAGGGGCAGUUUUGUGCUGCAGCCAGGAGGGGAAAAAAACUAGGAGCUGUGCUUUGCAAAGAGCAAACUAUUUCCUGACUCAUAAAGGGAGAUGGAAAGAAAGGCAUUGUUUUCCCACAUAAGCAGAAGAGAAGAUUCACAGGUGAGAUAGGUGAGGUCACCAUCAGAGUGCAUCCUGAGGCAGGCCUGUGUCAGCUGUGACCUGUGUAGCCAAAGACUGCCCUCCAUUCAGACUGGAAUGCAGGGUGCAUCCUGCUUUUCUGGUCUGAUGAGUGUUAGGUGCCGCUUCAGCCUCCAUUCACCCUGCGUGCUUGUAGGAUGUGGUUCAUGAGGGAAACAUCAGGUUUGUCCUAGGGCAGCUGUCCCCCAGUAGGCACCUUCCAGAUGUGCUGGGUGGCAACUCCUACCAUUAUUUGCCAUCCUGGCCAAAGGCCACCACAAGAGCCAUGUGGGCUGGGGGUUACGUGGCUUGCGAUCCAACACAUCUGAACAGCACCUCACUUAGGAGACUGUCCUGGAGCCUCCAUGCCUUUUAGCUCAGCUUAACCCUGCACAUCGAUCUGUAAAUCAUGGGUGGGUCACCAUCAUGACCACCAUCCUCCUCCCAAAGGGGGUUCUGUUAUUUAUCCAGGAAGAAAUACUGUCAAUGGCUUUGUUGUUUCUCUGCCACAUGUAGCAAAUAGGGGGACUAUUUGUCCCUGCACCAAAUGGUGCUCAUUCUGUGAGUAUUUGCAGGGAGAGGUCAUUGUUGACUGAAAGUAGUAGCGUCCCCCUCCCUCCUUAAAGUUUGUUUACAAGGUUUUAAGUGUGUAUCAUAUAUGAGAGAUGUUAUGAAUUAAAAUAACUGGGCCUGAUAGUCUGCUUGUCCACAAUUCUAGAAGAUCAAAGUGGCUCCAAUGAAAUUAGUAUGUUUGUGGCAUAUUGAAAAUGGGAGAAUUUAGGGUUGUUGCUAGGCAGGGAAAACUGUGAAGGUGGCAACUUGAAUUUGAAACAUCAUUGGAUCUACAAAAGGGAACAUUACUGCUGGAAGGGUUAGAACUUUCUCAGUGAAUGUUCUUCUCUAAUGCCAUUGAAUUGUCCAGAUCGCACAUGUCUAGACCUCUGUGCAGAAUUCUAGUCCCUGAGGUUAAAAGGGAUCUGAAAAUAAUGUGCCUAGACCACUCAGUCUGGGAUUACUCACACCCUGUAGAUAAUUAUUGAUGUUUCCUUAUUCCUACUGGAAAUAUCACACCAAAUAAAUCCAAGAAGCAUACAUUCUUUUUCUUUGAAACUUUUUCAUUUUCCUGGAUCAUGAUCAUCUUUUGACUAGGCCCACCCUUCUGAUUUUUAAAAACAGAUUAAUCAUCAGGCUUAGGCAGGGAUAUCUAACAGAACAAUCCUUUACCAAACUAUAUUUCCCAGGAUUCUUUGCAAGAUGCCAUGGCAGUGAAACUGGAAUGAAACUAUUUAAGUGUAUAGUGUGAUAUGUUCUUGAGAUGUUGGGAAAUCCACUCAACUCCCUGGGCCAGUUCUUCUCAUCAUCAGUCCAGAUGUUCAUGUACAACUGCAUCACAGCACAACAGGAAGUAUGUGUGAGGAAGCAAAUCUGGAGAUAAAGAGCAAAUUCCAGAAAACAAUCUUUCCUCCUUGGCACUUAGACAACUCUAUGGAGAAACCUGCCCAUCCGUGUUCAGUGGAAAGUCAGCCAUGUAGCUAAAUAGGCAAGGUGCAUUGUGUUAUUGGUGUAGGAAUAGUCCCAUGGCAUCGCAGGUCGAGUUCUUAGUUGGGCAUGGCCACCAUGACAUGGUUUUCAUUGGUCCAUCAAUAUUGGGAGGAGUUAUGCAAAUACAGGUUGGUUAGGGAGAGGAAUCUGUCAAUAGCUGCUAGUCAGGAUGGUUACAUGCAGCUGCACUUAAUACUUCUAGCUGGACAGCCAGCACGGGGAAAGGUUAUUAUGUUGCUUGUGGGUUUCUAGUUGGCCCCUAUGGGAAGCUAGAUGUUGGACUAACUGCAGGUUGAAGGUCAAAGGAUGCCCAGAAGUCCAUGGCUUCCAUUUCCCAGAGCCAUAAACUGGCAACUAAAUCAAUUUAAGAUCAAGGGGUACGUCAGGAAGAAUACAUUGAAGAGGCUGCCUGAGAGCAUUUGCCCUGCAGCACUUGAGGAGAUGCAGAGAACUGGCCAGGGAAGCUGGACAGCAGAGUGAAAUUACAGGCAUCAAGCCAGUUGCAAAAUCUGUGAUGCUGCAGGCAAGAACCAUUUCCAAGGUUAUUCUGAGAGUAUAUCUCUACCCUACACAUAUAUAUCAAUUGUAUAUGUGUUUAUAUCAUGUCCAUCCUCCUAAAAAUCCUGGGAAAUGUAGUCGGGUAAGGGUGUUGUGAAUUAUCAGGUUCCUUUUCCUUCCUCGACCUUUCCCCAUACUACAAUUCCCAGGUUUCCUUAGGAAAAGGGAACAGCUGUUCAGCUAAUUUACGCUUGCAGUUUAAAUAUGCCCUCCGAAUGCAACAGAACUCUCUUGGCUAGGCCAGAUGUUUUGCAAAUUGUGCAUAGUUUUUUUUCCCCUUGGAAUCGAGUCCUGAAUCAUCAAUAUGUUCCCCAUUCAUCAUACACUCCAAGUCAUUAAGCAACUGUUGCAGUUCAACUGCAACCUGACUUACUUUUAGUUCUACAUUGACCAAAUUCAGGGCAAAACAUUACAAUACCUUAUAAGUUCUCCAUUGAAGAGGAAGAGGAAUGAUAUAUGUGCGGUAGGAAGAGAAGAACAAUGGAACAAUGGCUUGAAGUUUGAUGUGAGGAUCUCGCCAAUCCAAACCGGCUUUAUUUGUAUCAAGAUAAAUUAAUCAGACAUCCCAGUUGGCAACCAGGCCUUGCUGGCUAAAGGUAUUGGCCCAACUCUAGAUGCUUUAGAGAAAGUGUGGGCAAUCUUUAAGCAGUAGAAGCCUGAUGUGAAAGACACUUAAGGUAUGAUUGCAUAUGUAUUUAGACAGGAAAAUUCCACAACUCCUAGCCUUUCCCAGCCAGCACAGCUUUAGAAUUAAAGAUUGCUGAGCCCCAUGUUGAGUCCUAAAAUGAGCUCAACUCCCUUCUAAAGAAAAGUCCAUUUUCUGGAUUGGUUACACCAAAUUUUCUUCAUUUCAGCAGUUGUGGUUGCUAUUGCUAAACAAUUUGGAGUUAGAAAUCUUCGAUCAACUGCAAAUCACUCAGAGAUCUACUAGCAGAUCCUGCUUUGCUUUCUGCCCCCCUCUACCCUUGGGUCUUUCUCUACCUCUAUUGAGUUUACACCACCAAGCUUGAUAUGUGUGGUGGGGUGAGCUAACACACUUUACAGAUUACUUGUGAGGAAGGGUUGUGAUUUCAUUCCAAAGAAUCCUGGGAAUUGGAGUUUGAAGAACCUCAGUCAAAGGGCCUAGCCUAGGAGAACCACGGUUCCCUGGGGAAAAGGAAUUACCUGUUUUAAGUCUGUAGUGGUGAUAUAUCUGGUGUCUACAGGCUGUACAGAUCACUCUCAAGAGGGCUUCCUUCCUUCUGUGGAAAUGUAUAUGGAUUGGUGGGUUUCCAUUCUCUUCUCCAUCUUAUCCAGGAAUGCAUUGAUUGGCUACUGAUUUUCUCAGAAGCUUGCCUUAUACAUUUGAGGAUCAGAACUGUUGAUUUCCUGAAUAGCUAUAUGACACUGGCAUCCUUUUCUGUUGUGGUGCAUUGGGGAAUGAGGGGCUUCUAUUUUUAAAUUUUUUAAAUGUGGUUCUUUUGCAAGAUAUACAGCAAAAGGAUGGAAAUGCCUAUUGUACUGGCUGCUUUGUGUAUACCAUGUAUACUAUACGUUGGUCUCUGCUGUUUGUGUGUUAAUGGCAAACCUGAAAUAAAAUGGUUAAAUAUUUAAA